Molecule: messenger RNA, 1455 nt
Organism: Lepus europaeus (European hare)
Lineage: Eukaryota; Metazoa; Chordata; Mammalia; Lagomorpha; Leporidae
Gene: MADCAM1
Product: mucosal vascular addressin cell adhesion molecule 1
Exons: 5
Coding region: 1-1455 (484 amino acids)
Biological process (GO): leukocyte tethering or rolling; integrin-mediated signaling pathway; positive regulation of lymphocyte migration
Cellular component (GO): membrane
Molecular function (GO): integrin binding involved in cell-matrix adhesion
Source: RefSeq, a predicted model, not a curated record
AUGGGGCCGAGCGCCGCCCUGCUGCUGGCGGGGUCGCUGGGGCUGCUGCGCGCGGGGGUCGGCCAGCCCCUGCGGGUGGAGCCCCCGGAUCCCGUGGUGACGGUGGCUGUGGGCACGUCGCGGCGGUUCACCUGCAGCCUAGCGUGUGCCGGUGGCGCGGCGGCCGACGUGCGUUGGCGGGGUCUGGACACCAGCCUGGGCGCGGUGCAGUCGGUCGUGGGCAGGAGCACGCUCACCGUGCACCACGCCUCGCCCGCGGCGACCGGCACGCACGUGUGCGUGGGCUCCUGCGGGGACCUCACCUUCCAGCGGACCGUGCGGCUCGUGGUUUACGCCUUUCCCGACGAGCUGACGGUGUCCCCGCCGGCGCUGGUGCCGGGGCGGGACCUGCAGGUGGCCUGCACGGCCCACAAUGUCACCCCCUGGCACCCCGACGCCCUCUCCUUCUCCCUGCUCGCUGAGGGCCAGGAGCUGGAGGGGGCCGAGACCCUGGGCUGGGAGGAAGAGGAGGAGGAAUUGCUGUUCCACGUGACGGAGCGCUGGCUGCUGCCGGCCCUGGGGACCCCCGCCCCGCGGGCCCUGCGCUGCCAGGCCACCAUGAGGCUGCCGGGCCUGGAGCUGAGCCGGGCCCGGGACAUCCCAGUCCUGCACGGCCAGACCACCUUGAAGACCCCGGGGCCGACCUCGCCCGAGCCUCGGGAUCCAGGACCCCAGGAGCCCCCCAACCAGACGUCCCGGGAGCCCCCCCACCCAAUCUCCUCAAAGCCUCUAGACCCAUACUCCCCCAACCCAACCCCUCAGAAGCCCCCCAACCAGACGACAUCCCAGGAGCCCCCCGACCCAAUUUCCCCAAAGCCUCCAGGCCCCUACUCCCCCAACCCGACCCCUCAGAAGCCCCCCGACCUGACUACCUGGGAGCCCCCCGACACGGCCUCCCCCGCGGGGACCUGCCACCCCAAGAUCCUCCAGGCGCCCCGGCCCUCGGCGGCGAAGGGGGCACGCCUGGAGCUGCUGUGCGAGGUGGCCUGCGGCCCUGGUGUGGCAGUGCGCUGGACCCUGGCCCCGGGGGGCCUGGCAGCCUACGAGAGGACCGAGGCUGGGGCCCGGGCCUGGCUGAGGGUGCCCCUGACCAGGGACAGCCCCGAGGGUUGGUUCCAGUGUCGCGUGGAGCCGGGGGGCCAGGUGGCCAGCCUGUAUGUCCGCGGCCGGCAGGAAGGUGAGUGCCCACCCAGUGGUGUGGAGAGGGCGGCCAGGGAAGUGGCAGCCGGGGCGCUGCCGCUGACCAGGGCCACCCUGAGAGCCGGGGAGCUGCGGGCUCUGAGCUUCGUGGCCGCGGAGCCCGCGAGGCCGCCCCUGGCCCUGUGGACCGGCGGCCUGGCGCUGGCGCUGCUGCUGCUGCUGGCCGCCCUCGCCGGCCACCUGCGGAGACGCUGCCACCGCCCCGCCCCGCGGUGA